AUGCUAAUCAGUAUUCUGGAGAUGAAGGAUGGUGCAGUGCAGGUUGCUGGCAAUGAACGAGCUGACACUUUAAAACAGGAAUAUCAGGCAGGUGAAUAUGAGAAAUCCAUCUGUCAAGAGAGAAAAGAUGAGUUGAGGAUCAACAGUAAGCUUGACAGUGACUAUGAAAUCGCAAAGUCAAACAAAGUUAACCAACGAAACCAUGACUUCCAGAAGAUUUUGGAUGUGAGGCAGAAAGUGAGGAAGAUCUCUGAGCACAAACAGCAGCCAGUGCUUGAGAUAAAGGUGAGAGAUUAUGUGGAUGAAGAUGAUUUUCUGAAAGCAGUAGUUGACUUCAAAUUACCAGUGGUUGAGAGUUAUCUUGCCAGGUGUGUGGACCCAAAUGCGUGUGAUAAUUUCAACUGCACAGCUUUCCACACAACAUGCUCCCAGGGGAAUGUGGAGAUCGUGAGGAGGCUGCUGGAAGCUGGGGCUUUAAUUGAAAACAAGGAUAAGGGACAAUUCAAAUCUGAUAAAAAAUAGCUUGCUGUUCACUGGGCCUGCCGUGGAGGAAGCCUGCCUGUUCUCAAGCUGCUCCUCAACCACAAAGACAAGUGUUUGGCUCUCCACACCAAAGACAAGCUCCAGAGUACUCCUUCUCAUGUAGCAGUAAGAACAGGUCAUUGGUCAGCUAUUUGGUUUAAGAUGCACACAGUGCCAUCUACUGACAUUUGGGAGGGUAAAUCACCCAUGGACUACGUUUUGAAAUGGCAGACUGGAGCUAAAACUAUCCUAGACAACUAUAAGCACAAUAAAACUCACAAGACAAGUAAAAAGUAG
Neoarius graeffei (lesser salmon catfish) is the source of this 819-nucleotide messenger RNA. RefSeq names its product ankyrin repeat domain 1b (cardiac muscle) (gene ankrd1b). Gene Ontology annotation, molecular function: RNA polymerase II-specific DNA-binding transcription factor binding. Lineage: Eukaryota; Metazoa; Chordata; Actinopteri; Siluriformes; Ariidae. Gene Ontology annotation, biological process: regulation of transcription by RNA polymerase II. Gene Ontology annotation, cellular component: nucleus. The record is from RefSeq and is a predicted model, not a curated record.